UGGUACAAGUUCACGGUAGUGAGUGACCUCUUCCACCGUCGGUAUCGUGCUAGUUUGACUGGUUAAUAUUGAUCUUCGUCCAGAGAAAAGGAAUGCUUGAGGAAAUCGAUGAUUUCCUUGUAACGUAACGUAGAAACCGUGAGUUUGUUGUACAAGAAAAUAUUCAGCCAACCGAGUUGGUUUUCAUUCAAUAUAGUUAACGUUUCUGUCAUGUACGUUGGUUAUUAUGGCGCAGGUUAUGUGCACCGUUCUUUGAACGUAGCGGUAAACAAGGUGGAAAAGUUGAAUUUAACAGAAUACAACGAAUCCAAGCGUUCCGACGACUUUCGUCAUUGAGAAAUCAGAUUUUCCCAGAUCAAUAGGUACUAUGCUUAAUUAAGUAUAAUGACGGGAAGAGGUUAAUCAUUAUUUGGAUUUCAUAGAAGAAUUCUUCAAGGACACUCCUUGUAUCAAGACCCAUUAUAAAAUGGUUGUUACGUCAGACAACACAAAUGUGCGAGCUUCAGAGAAUCUGUUAUGGAGAACCGUCUGGAGCACGGAGAACAAUGGCUGUAGAAGAAUCUCUUAAAUUAUCCAGAAACGCAAAUAUCAAAGUUCUUGUGGCCCAUUUAAAUGAUUUGGCUGAGCAACGUGGAAUCACCAAUAAAACGGAACGCAAGAUAUUAGAGGAAGCGAUUAAGACAGUGUUGGUGACUAAAAAGAUAAAUCCAACAGCGCACCCUGACUUUGCUAAGUCAUUUGGCAAGUGUGUAGAAUUAAUUUGGGGCUAUAAACAACUUUGCGUGGAAUGCGAGGAGCUUAGAAAAACGCCUUAUGAUGCUGAGAAUCCUCAGCAUGAAUUGCUGUUGUUACAAUUGUGGAAUUCAUUAAUGCCUUAUGAGCCUUUAGAUGCUAGAGUUACAAAGCAGUGGCAGGAAAUUGGAUUUCAGGGUGAUGAUCCAAAAACAGACUUUCGUGGAAUGGGAAUAUUAGGAUUGGAGAAUUUGGUUUAUUUUGCACAAGAAUACCCUAGUGCUGCAACACACGUAUUAUCCCACUCUACGCAUCCACGUUAUGGCUAUGCCUUUGCUAUAGUUGGUAUAAAUUUAACGAGUAUGGCUCUACGUUUGUUGAAAGAUGGAACUGCCAAGACCCAUAUUUAUAAUUCCUCAAAGACUUUGCCAACAAUUCGUGCCUUUCAUCAAUUUUAUUGUUACCUCUUCUAUGAAUUUGAUGGGUUUUGGAUAGACUCAAAGCCAAGUAACAUGAUGGAAUUCUCAUCUAUACAAGAGAAAUUUGAGAAUAGCAUUAGAAUGGCAUUAGCUGAUCCAUCUACUGUCUUUAGGAUAAAUAUAUCAGUCGAUAAUGUUUAAUAUAGAAGCAAUAUUUUCUGUUGAUAAGACCAAAAAUAUCACACAGGGAAUAAAUAUAAUUUUAAAUAAUGCACAGAAAUCAUUUCUGUAAUAUAUGUUGCACAGUGUCUUGUGAGUGAUUAUAGGGACUACUGAAAAUGUAAGACAACUGAACACAGUUAUGUUUCAGUCAUUAUGUUACAGGACUAUACAAAGAACUUAACGCAUUUCAUAUAUUUUUACUUUAUUUUUCUAUGAACUUGCCAAUAAAAGUUAUAAAGAGGUGUAUGUAUCUAAUGAAUGUGAUGAUGUGGACAUUCAAAUUUAUUUCUUUAAUGCAAAUAAGUUAAAGUAUAAUUGAAGUAUAAUUUAUAAUACUUAAAUAAAUAUAUUGCUUUCAAUCAGGUGGUAUUUAAUUGUUAAGUGGGCAAAUGUAAAUGUAAAACGCACACUUCCAUUAGCAUAAAUAUUUGUUCUUAGAAGACACUAUGAUAAAUAUUUUAACAUCUUUUAAUAGCAACAAUUUUUAUUUAAGAAUAUUUAUUGUAAAACGUAAAAAAUAUUUCUGUUAAAAAAAUGAACCACAUUGUAACUAUCACACACUAUUUUAUAUGGAAUAAAAUGCAAUGUCUAGGAAUAUAAACAAAUUUAUAUCUCUCUGUACAUAUUAUGGGUACUGAAUUUAUCAAUACAAUUGUGGAAGCAUAUUGUUGUCAACUAACAUGAAAAUAGUCGAAAAGUACAGUACAAUUGUAUUUAAAAAGUUUUAUUGUAAACAUGAAUAGUUUGACACAGUACCCAUAACAUAUUUUUGGUGCAUAAAAUUAUUAGUCUUUCUUUUGAGGCAUCUCAGGUUUGCGUCUGAAUUUAGACGCUACCGAAAUUAUAAUAAGUACACCAAUGGUAAUACUACCAAGCUUCAUGAUCCAUGGAUUAUCACGAAGUCCAUUUGCGAUCGUUUGUACGAAAUCAUCACUGAAAGAACAAUUAUUUUUUGUAACAAGAUAUCACCGCAAACCAUUUUGUUAAUUAUGUUAAACAGAUGUUAGCACUUACAAUGGGGUUUGCGGUACAGGUACAAUUUCGGCACGCGCAUUUUUGUACCAAUCUUUUGCAAAUGAUACAAAUGCAUUAAUAUCGUAUUUCGGGAUUUCGUAACGAUACAUUUUACCAUGCCUGAAGCUAGGGGUAUAAAUAAAUCAUAU
Molecule: messenger RNA, 2536 nt
Organism: Nomia melanderi (Alkali bee)
Lineage: Eukaryota; Metazoa; Arthropoda; Insecta; Hymenoptera; Halictidae
Product: ELMO domain-containing protein 2
Molecular function (GO): GTPase activator activity
Source: RefSeq, a predicted model, not a curated record